AUGGAGGACGCGGCGGAGAGGCGCGAGCGGCUGGAGGCGAUGAGGAAGAGGGCGAGAGAGGUUAGAGAGAGGCAAGAGCAAGAAGACAAGGAGCUGCAGGACGAAGCUGGCAGAAAGCACUCUGCUCCACCGGUGCAAGGAGGAGGCGAGGAGCAGGGAGGUCAGGGGAUGGAGGGACUGCCAGGGACUCCAGGGAUGCAAGGACAUGCAGGAAUUCCUCCUGUGGGAAGGUUUCUACAAACGAACGCUAUGGGGAUGCCAAUGCCGCAUGCUGGUGAUGGCAGUACUCCCGGAUACUAUGCUUCAUUUCAUCUGCCGUCUGGCGGUAUGAACGGCAACUUCGAGGUGCAGGCGUUUUCCGCCAUGGAUUCGCAUGCAGGGUAUGGGGAUGUGGCAGGGAGUCUUGCUCCAUGGUGGUGA
Messenger RNA from Guillardia theta CCMP2712, 420 nucleotides. RefSeq lists its product as hypothetical. The record is from RefSeq and is a predicted model, not a curated record. Bases 1 to 420 code for a protein of 139 amino acids. The transcript has 4 exons. NCBI's taxonomy places the organism in Eukaryota, Cryptophyceae, Pyrenomonadales, Geminigeraceae.